AUGCGGGCAUAUCAGCCUUCAGUGGAGCCGCUGUUGGAGGUGCUCCAGACUCUGAAAGCGCGGUUUCAGGCCCAGGAACAUCUUCCGGAACUCCAAGGGCAGCAGCUGUCAGAGGAGCUCUCGGUGACUGUGGCGCUCCUCCUGAGCGACGGUCAGCUGGGGUUGGAACUGACCGAUCCGACCAAUGAGUCGGAGAAGAAGUCUCCAAUUGAGGUGCUAGCGCUCGAAGCAUUGUUGGCCCAGAAGCUGUGGCAGGAGUCGAAGGACUCCAAGGUGAGUCGAUUGCUGGAGGUCGGAGCUCUACGGUUUCGCUUGGGCGACUUUGCGAUUGCCCUCCACGACUUGACGCUGGUGGUGGAGCAAGAGCCUGCCAACAAGGAGGCCGUCCGGCUGUUGGAGCGUUGUGAGAAGGAAGUGGCGCGCGAAGUGCAAGAGAAGGCGGGCUACCUCUACUCCCUAGAGUGGUCCGACGGUGAGGAUGCUUCGGUGGUGGAGGCACUGGAAAGCGAAAGGCUAAGGGAGCUGCAGGAGCUGAGCACCACAGAGGCUCCAAACACACCGCAUGCACAAAGACUGCGGGCGGUGCACUUGGAUCGUUUGGGUGCCAGACGCUUGGGGCUCCGGUUGAGAGAGCUGGUGAAUGGCUUGGAGGUGGAAGAAAUCCGUGACGGUGUCGUGAAGGACUGGAAUGCCACGGCAUCGCCGGGAGAAAGAAUUGGCGUUGGUGACAAGAUCGUGAAGGUGAAUCAGGUCCGCGGCAGUGGCAGGAUGCUCUUGGCAGAGUUCCGGAAGGACCAGGUGCUCCACCUGCUGGUUGCUCCUCCAGGGGAUGACAUCGUGGCCAGCGAGGCCAGCAACAAGGUUCCUCCACGAGCGGAAGAACUCACCUGGCAGGAUCUCAGCCUGCAACAGCUUUUGGGUUGGAGCCCUCCAGGACUCUGCGAUUGGCAAUGGCACGAGACUCCUCUGCAGCAAGCCACUGGACUAGGUCCGUGGAAGAUGGCAGUGGUUCAGUUGGACGGUUGCACUUGGACUUCAGAGGUGGAUGAAGUCUUCAUGACCUCGCUGGAGUGUCAGGAGCGCAUUUCCUUCCCUUCCAAAUCCUGUUUGGCGAAGCUGCAAAGUUUGGACUUGAUACUCGUCCCGCUGUUGCUGGAUGAGGAGGUGGAGGAGCUGAGUGAGCUCUGCGAAGAGGUCCGCCGGUUCCUGGCCGAGCUCCAGGAGAUGGACCCCUUUGCACGGAUCGUCGCGUUGACCUGCGGCAGCAACGGCCCCGACUGCUUUGGCGCCCGAGACGAUGGGUUCGGAAUGCCCGCGGCCGCCCCGGCGCGCGGGAUGUUCCGCUGCUUCCGAUUGGAACAUCCUGAGACCCCCAUCUUGCACAUCGACACCGACGCCGUGGGGCCCGGCAAGACUGCAGAACUGGAGGCGCAGAUCCGCCGCGAGCUGACCUGGAGAUACAAUACCCAGCAGGCCUCUGACUUGGCUUUUCUGGGACGUGAGGUCGCCUAUCGCCGCCAGCGCCGCUUCGUGCCGCAGUUGGACGUGUGUCGUCAAGCUCCAGCCCGCAAGCGCGCCUGCCUUCAACGCACCGGUGUGGCACUGAUCACCGGCGGCACCGGUGGACUAGGAUUGACCACCGCAGAGGUCUUGGUCGACGCGGGUGUGCGCCAUGUAGUGCUUUGCUCACGCUCUGGGAAAGUCUCUGCAGAUGCGCCUGGGCAGCUGAUGGAGAGGCUGGAAGGCUUGCAGCGGACGGCGACCGUGGUCCUGGAGGCUUGUGAUGCAGCUGAUGAAGAUCAAGUGCUGGCGAUGUGGCUGGCCCUAAACGUUUUGCGAGGGGGUUAG
This is a messenger RNA of Durusdinium trenchii, 1848 nucleotides long. Lineage: Eukaryota; Dinophyceae; Suessiales; Symbiodiniaceae. The record is from the annotation of a GenBank genome assembly.